Messenger RNA from Salvia splendens (bonfire salvia), 1373 nucleotides. Its product is annotated as phosphoinositide binding protein. The record is from RefSeq and is a predicted model, not a curated record. The transcript has 7 exons. Bases 144 to 1310 code for a protein of 388 amino acids. NCBI's taxonomy places the organism in Eukaryota, Viridiplantae, Streptophyta, Magnoliopsida, Lamiales, Lamiaceae.
AUAGCUUUAUCUGUUUGUAGUAAUUUUUAUUUGUUUAUUUGUAGGAAACAUUACUAAUAAAUAGAAGGUGGUGUUUGUCACUACUAUUAUCAGCACUUGAGAGCUUAUUUUUAGUAGAGUUGGAGAGUUGUAGAGAGUAAGUGAUGUCCAAGUCCAAUCGGCUCAAGAACAUCGAGGAGGAAAAUGCCGAGGAGUGGCCGCCGGUGUCGUGCCCUCAGCCGGAGACCCCGACCGAGUCGAUGGAGUUCCUAGCCAGGUCAUGGAGCGUGUCGGCCGUCGAGCUCUCCAAGGCUCUUUGCAACACCCACAAUGAGGAGAAGCCCGACCGCGGAAGCUCCUUGCUCGUUAAAAACAAUCAACCCUUGUUAGCCUCGGGCAGCCCUCCGGAGUCACCAAGGGGGAGCGACGAGACGACUAAGGAGCUACUCUUACUGCAUCAAGCCCUCAACCCAGAGUUCGAAUCCCACCAACACCUUCUCUCUAACGGACCCAUAUACAAAAGCGCGGUGAAGAGGAAGACGAUGGGGAGGCGGAUCAAAGACCACAAGGAGCGGAAGAAGCACGAGAUCCGAGCUCACAACGCGCAGCUCCACGCGGCGGUAUCCGUCGCCGGAGUUGCGGCUGCGGUGGCGGCGCUCGCGGCGGCCUCGCCGGAAAAAUCAUACUCGUCGGCAAAAGCCAAGAAAAAGCCUUCCAAAAAAGCCUCUGCGGUGGCAUCGGCCGCAGCGCUGGUGGCGUCGCACUGCAUAGAGAUGGCCGAGGAAUUGGGGGCCGACCGCGAUCACAUCCUCGCCGUCGUGCACUCGGCGAUCAACGCGAGAACCAACGGCGACGUCAUGGCCCUCACCGCCGGCGCUGCCACAGCAUUGAGAGGCGCGGCGACGCUGCGAGCGCGGCUGCAUAGGGAGAGCGGCGCUGCCGUGGCUUUGGCGGAGGAGAGUGGUUGGAGCUGCAAGGAAUCAAGCGUCUCUAAUUUGCUUAAUUUUGUAGCUAAAGGUGGCGAGCUACUUAAGCGCACAAGGAAAGGGGAUUUACAUUGGAAACAAGUGUCGUUCAACAUAAAUUCCAAUUGGGAAGUGGUGGUUAAGAUGAAGAGCAAGCACAUUGGAGGCACAUUCACCAAGAAAAAGAAAUGCAUAGUUUCGAGGGUUUACAACGACGUGGCAGCAUGGCCGGGGCGUGAAGCAGAGGAUGCCGGGUACUUUGCGGUGCAAACUGAAGAUAGAGUGAUUGAAUUUGAAUGUGGAAACAAGGACAAACACAUCUGGAUUGAAGGCAUACAAAAUAUGUUGCAUUUGCAUCUUGUGUAACAUGCUUAUUUAUACUCCAUGUGAAAACUGGCAGUAUUUAAGUGAUCACUAUUUCUGCUUAAA